Molecule: messenger RNA, 564 nt
Organism: Lucilia cuprina (Australian sheep blowfly)
Lineage: Eukaryota; Metazoa; Arthropoda; Insecta; Diptera; Calliphoridae
Product: collagen EMF1-alpha-like
Exons: 2
Coding region: 40-522 (160 amino acids)
Source: RefSeq, a predicted model, not a curated record
AAAUAGCUUAAAGAGAAGACAUCAAAGUAGUUUCUAAAAAUGAAACUAUUUUAUGUAAUUUUUGUGUUACUAGGUUUGUGCUGUUAUGCUCAGGCUGUAUUAAAAACCUGUUAUUGCGAGCCUGGCCCUGUAGGACCAACUGGUCCCAAAGGUAAUACAGGACCCAGAGGUGAUACCGGCAAUAAGGGUAAUAAAGGUGUACAGGGACCACAAGGACCCACUGGUCCUCAAGGUUUUAAAGGUGAACCUGGACCACAAGGCCCAAGAGGUCGUAGUGUAGGUUUAAGAGGUCAUGCUGGUCCUAGAGGUCCUGCUGGAAGUUGUACACCCUGUCCUAAUCGCAUAAAACGUAGCGCACGUUCUUACGAACCAAAUAGAUUGUACAUGUUGACAAAGGAACGUAAAUUAAUAGCCGUCGAUAAAAUACAACCCACAGCAGAAUUACUAGAACUUGUGGAACAUCUUAAAAGCACGGAUAAAUUAAGAGAUUAUGGAGAUGACGAUAAUGUAUUGAAUUUAUGAAAAAAACAGAAAGGUUAAUAAAUUUGUUUUGCAAUUUAAUGA